This is a messenger RNA of Folsomia candida, 806 nucleotides long. RefSeq lists its product as uncharacterized. NCBI's taxonomy places the organism in Eukaryota, Metazoa, Arthropoda, Collembola, Entomobryomorpha, Isotomidae. The record is from RefSeq and is a predicted model, not a curated record. The transcript is spliced from 3 exons. The coding region runs from base 111 to 731 and encodes 206 amino acids.
GCAAAGCAACAAGAACAAGGGCAGGAGUAAAAUGCUAUAAAUAAAAGAAGGGUUCUCCAGAAAAUAUAGUUCACAUAGGAGUGUAAUUACUAAAUACGAGCAUAUUCACAAUGUUGUCCAGAGCCCAAGUCUUACUGAUUUUUACCCUUUGCAUAUCCACGGGUAUUGCAAAGGACUAUCGCCUGAGGGGGCUGAAUCACGAGGAGGAGGAGGCCGUGAACAGAGCUUAUCAACGAACUCGCGCUCUCCUUGGUCCUGAUGAGGUCAACUUUCUCGAACAAAUCCUUGCAGCCGACGAACUCAUCAUGGAGAGACAACAGAGAGGGAUUGUCGACCAGAUUCUCUCGGCCAUAUCCGGCGUCUCCUCAGGGUUGGUGGGAACUGGAAACGUCGUCGGGGGAAAUGUUGCCCCCACGACGAAUUUGCAAGCCCAGCCCGUGGCUGCUCCCCCUCUUCCCAUCGUCACUGCAGCAGCUCAAACCCCCACAAACGUAGAACAACAGCGGCUGCAGCAGCAACAACAAACAAUGAUGAACGGGGUCACCAACAACGAUAACCAUUUGUUCAACCAAGUCUCCAAAGUGGUGACUAACUCGCUGACGAGGAAUGUGACUGGGAUUGUUGACGAAGCAUUAAAGAUUGGAACUCCGGCUCCUGUUCGAGAUCUCGUCAACGGAAUUCUUGGGGUGGCAUAUUGCAACGGAAUCCGACGUCUUUUAGGGCGAUGCUAGUUAAAUAGUUGAUAAUAAUUUGAAAUAUGUAUUGCUUAAUAAAACUGACGCGACACUUACUAUCUCUAUGAAAAA